Messenger RNA from Arabidopsis arenosa, 704 nucleotides. Lineage: Eukaryota; Viridiplantae; Streptophyta; Magnoliopsida; Brassicales; Brassicaceae. The record is from the annotation of a GenBank genome assembly.
AUCGACUCUGCUAGAGAACACGAAGGAGAGAGAAAAUUCCUCCGAUAAGAUUCCGUACAAUCCGAUCGACUUCCCGGCACCAGAUCUCACCGCGACUCGGUUGACUCGUCUGCUUUCUGAUUUGGAUCUUCUCUUUGAACCGUGUUGACUCAGUUACGAUUAAACGAUGGAUCCAAUGGAUAUAGUCGGCAAAUCCAAGGAAGACGCUUCUCUUCCAAAAGCGACGAUGACUAAAAUUAUAAAGGAGAUGUUACCACCAGAUGUUCGUGUUGCUAGAGAUGCUCAAGAUCUUCUUAUUGAAUGUUGUGUAGAGUUUAUAAAUCUUGUAUCUUCAGAAUCUAAUGAUGUUUGUAACAAAGAGGAUAAACGGACGAUUGCUCCUGAGCAUGUUCUCAAGGCAUUACAGGUUCUUGGUUUUGGAGAAUACAUUGAAGAAGUUUAUGCUGCGUAUGAGCAACAUAAGUAUGAAACUAUGCAGGACACACAGAGGAGCGUGAAAUGGAAUAGUGGAGCUCAAAUGACUGAAGAGGAAGCAGCAGCUGAGCAACAACGUAUGUUUGCGGAAGCCCGUGCAAGAAUGAAUGGAGGUGUUUCGGUUCCUCAACCUGAACAUCCAGAAACCGACCAGAGAAGUCCGCAAAGCUAACUGAAACCGUAAGGCUAAGUGUUCUUCGAAUCAUAGGCAAGAAAGAAAACAUCCUUUU